Molecule: messenger RNA, 626 nt
Organism: Fundulus heteroclitus (mummichog)
Lineage: Eukaryota; Metazoa; Chordata; Actinopteri; Cyprinodontiformes; Fundulidae
Product: C-C motif chemokine 18
Exons: 4
Coding region: 187-519 (110 amino acids)
Biological process (GO): immune response; positive regulation of GTPase activity; G protein-coupled receptor signaling pathway
Cellular component (GO): extracellular region
Molecular function (GO): CCR chemokine receptor binding; chemokine activity
Source: RefSeq, a predicted model, not a curated record
UCCCAGAAUUCAUGGUUUUAAAGGGCCAGAAAGGAAACUGAAAGCUUCAUUCAAUAGUAUAAAAGUAGAAGCUCUAGCUCAGAAACCUUCAGUUGUCAGACAUCCUUUGCAACAGAAGGUGUUAGGAGGAGGAGAGAGUUCCUUAUCAGCCAGAAUCAGCCUCUACAUCGACCACAUCGAGCAGACAUGGCUCACCAGGGUGAUCUCAAGCUCCUUUUCUGCAUCUUCUUCGUCAUCUGCUGCAGCACAGCAACCUUGUCGCAGAUCGCCAUCGACUGCUGCUUGUCGGUGUCAAACAAAGAAAUUGAUAAAAGGCUGAUAGUAGACUACAGUGAACAGCCCAGAGGCUGCUCCAUUGGUGCGACGAUUUUGGUGACCCGACUCGGGAAGCAACUCUGCGCCCCAACGAAGGACGAGCAGUGGGUGCAAAACACGAUCAAGCACGUGGAUCACCUGAAACAAAAGUGCAAAAAGGGGAACUACAAGGGCAGACGCUGCUUCGGAGUGAAGCAUGAAUAGAACAGCUUCUGCAUCCCAGCGAACACGAAAUCCCAGAGGAAGAAAUCCAGCUACGCAAAAAGAGCCUUUUGUAGUUUUAUUUCCUCUUUUUGUCCUCCGUAAAAAAA